Anopheles nili is the source of this 903-nucleotide messenger RNA. Its product is annotated as protein YIPF1. Gene Ontology annotation, cellular component: membrane; Golgi apparatus. Gene Ontology annotation, molecular function: small GTPase binding. The transcript is spliced from 4 exons. Gene Ontology annotation, biological process: vesicle-mediated transport. The coding region runs from base 1 to 903 and encodes 300 amino acids. The record is from RefSeq and is a predicted model, not a curated record. Lineage: Eukaryota; Metazoa; Arthropoda; Insecta; Diptera; Culicidae.
AUGGAUGCAACCGCUGAUGAUUUGUUAUCGUUUAAGGAGUUUCCACUAAUAAACGAGUCAAGUGGGAGUCAAAGCGCCCAAAUAAAUAUAAAUUCUCCGCAACGAAGUUUUGGCAGUGGAGAGGAACAAGAUGAAUCAUCACCAAAAGGGACAGGCGACAACUCAGCAAAAUCGGCAUCAAUUUUUAGCUUCGAAUACUAUCAAAAGUUCUUCGACGUUGACACCAUGAUCGUGGUGGAUCGAAUUGCAACUUCGAUGAUUCCCAAGCGUGCUCCAGCGAACUACUUGAAGCUUAACAUAGCAACGAAUCCUGAUCUAUACGGACCUAUUUGGAUUGUAUUAACACUGAUAUUUACCAUUGCGAUAUCGGGCAAUAUGGCAAGUUAUUUCCAGCAUUUGGGUGAUCAUAAAUGGCGGUAUAAUUUCCAUCUCGUAUCCUAUUCCGCCACGAUCAUCAUACUCUACACGGUGUUAGUGCCCACUGCUUUAUGGGGAUUCUUAAAAUGGAGCGUUCGACCGAAUGACCUGGACAUCGAGGAGGAUGAGCCCAGUUCACCUAGCUUGAUAUCAUUGAUCUGUAUAUAUGGCUACUCGUUGGCUAUUUACAUUCCGGUUUCUGUUCUCUGGACUGUGCAAGUAUCAUUGUUCCAGUGGCUGCUCGUAAUUACAGGGACGUUUCUUUCUGGCUUUGCACUGCUGACAAUUCUAAUGCCUGCAGUAAGAAAGUCGACGUUUUCGCUCUUUAUCGUCCUAGCCAUUGAACUAGCUCACUUUACGCUAGCAGCAGGCUUUAUGCUGUGGCUGUUUCAUGUACCAAACACGGAAACUCCUGUUGAAACCCCCUUGCACAAAGUUACCACGGCUGUAAUAGUCAAUGCUACAAUGCCAAGCAAGCAUGUCUAA